Clonostachys solani is the source of this 1152-nucleotide messenger RNA. The record is from the annotation of a GenBank genome assembly. NCBI's taxonomy places the organism in Eukaryota, Fungi, Ascomycota, Sordariomycetes, Hypocreales, Bionectriaceae.
AUGAACACUUCACACAAAGGCCUUGCCAGCUUCUCCCAUCGACUGCAAUGUCGCUCUCUCUCCUCAACGGCUCGGCUUGCCCGCAAGUCAGCUCGGCCGCAGACCGUCAAGCAGCAGCAGCCGGUUUCGAACAUCUCCAGAGAGUAUAAGCCUCGCCCUCGACCAGCCAAGACAACACCUCCCCGCCCUCCACAACAACCGCCGACCCUCCGCGACCAAUGGAGCUCCUCCUGGCUCCCCCUCUCCGGCGCGGCCAUCGUCGCCGGCCUCAUGGGCUUCUACGUCCUCGGCACCCUCACGGCCUCCCUCAAGCCGACUCCCUGCUGCAACCAUGAUCACUCCAACGAGACGCCCACCGGCCGGCCCCUCGCCAUGACGGCCGACAACGCCGAGCAGUUCGACAAGGAGCUCAACUUCCCCGAGUGGUGGAUGGGCAUCACCUCGCUCCGCCGCCGCCUCGCCGACCGCGCCAACGGCACCGUCCUCGAGCUCGCCAUGGGCUCCGGCCGCAACCUCGAGUACUACAACUGGGAGCCCCUCACGAGCGCCGCCGCCUCCGCCGGCCGCUCCGCCGACGACGACCCCCGCGGCAUCACCUCCUUCACCGGCCUGGACAUCUCGGCCGACAUGCUCGACGUCGCGAGGCGCAAGCUCACCAGGGCCGUGCCCCCCAUGGCGUCCUCGGCGCCCGUCGUCAAGGCGCGCACCAUGGCCGGGAACACGGGCGGGCAGCUCUCGUACAUGGACGGGCUCCUCCGGCUGGUGCACUCGGACGCCCACAACCCUCUGCCCCCGCCGCGCGAGACCCCCAAGUACGACACCAUCGUCCAGACGUUUGGUCUGUGCUCCGUCUCCGACCCCGUCGCUGUUGUCUCCAACCUCGCCACGGCCGUCAAGCCUGAAACGGGACGGAUCAUUCUCCUGGAGCACGGGAAGGGCUGGUAUGGGAUCGUGAAUGGGCUUCUGGACCGAAACGCCGGGCAGCACUUCGAGAAGUACGGGUGCUGGUGGAACAGAGAUAUUCAAGCCCUGGUCGAAGAAGCAGCUCGGAGGACGCCAGGGCUCGAGGUCGUCAAGGUUGAGCGACCGUUCCUGCUCCAGAUGGGAACACUCCUCUGGAUUGAGUUGAAGAUGAACCCUACCCCUCAAUAG